AUGGCAAACAUAUUUCAAAUUCCAACUCCACUGAAGUAUAUUUUUAAUGGUUUCCCAUUGAAAACUUAUGGUCCAAUAUCCAAUACGGAUAAAUCCAUGGUAAAAGAAAUUGAAUCAAGAAGAUACUACUUCAGAGGUACAAAUUCGAUUAAAACUACACUAGAUGACACUUUUUUACUUGGUGUAUAUAAUGUGUUUGAGGAUGAGCAAACGAACUCAAUUUUAGCAACAGAUCCAAUCUGUUUAUUUGUUGAAAUCGUUUUAUGCCAACAAAAUUCGCUGAAACUUCCACAAGCAAAUGUAAAUAGAGAUACCGAAAGAGACGCAUACACUUGUAGUUUAGCUUGUUUAUCCCCUUUAUCCAAUAAAGGAGAAGAACUCCCCAUAUUAGCCGAAGGUUUCAAGAAACGAUUUAUCAGAUCCAGUUUUUUGAUUAACGAGAGCAUUAAGAUUAAGAUGCAACAUAACCAGAGCAACACAGAGAUGCUUUAUGUAGAGUUAUUAGACAGCUCGAUAUAUGACGGAUGGAUAUCUCAUGUAUUAUUUACCUUGGACAAGACUGGAUUUUCUAAACUAUACCUUUUUGACACAAACCAAUCAGUGUUUUCUGUUAAGGAAUCGUUAAUAAAGAGUAACGGGUUUUCAUUGCGUCACAGACGAUUAUCAGAGUAUUUAUCCAAAAAGGUUACGAUACAUACCAAAACAGAAGAUAUCCAAAAAGAAUUAAUACAACCAAUAGUAUCCAAUUGUGAAGAGACCUUACUAAAGUUUGAAGAAAUUAUUAAGAAAGAACCAACUUUAUGGUCAAACAAUAAAUAUGACACAAUAAUCAACUAUUUAAAUAUAAAAAUAAUCAGCUAUGUGAAAUGUUUAUUGAAUCUUCCAGAUACAUCGUCAUUGAGACUUUUUCUUGUUGAGAGAUGCCCAAACUUGAUCAAAUAUGCCGAGGACUCUAUAAUCAAAUAUAUCGAUGAACAAUAA
Molecule: messenger RNA, 981 nt
Organism: Tetrapisispora phaffii CBS 4417
Lineage: Eukaryota; Fungi; Ascomycota; Saccharomycetes; Saccharomycetales; Saccharomycetaceae
Gene: SAM35
Product: SAM complex subunit SAM35
Exons: 1
Coding region: 1-981 (326 amino acids)
Source: RefSeq, a predicted model, not a curated record